CCCGGGGGAGGAUCCGGCGUGCUCUGGGAGGCGGCGGUCGCGACCCGGGAGAGGCAGGACUCGGGCGGGAAUGCGGCCCGAACCCCACCCGGCGAGGCGCCCACGGAGAAACGCGCAUCAAGGCAGAAUCACAGCGACAGCUUUGAGAGUUGGACACACAGGCUCCUGAAGUAAUUUCUAGGCCCCAGCCCCAAUCUGCCACCAUUUUGUGCUGCGGGGACACCAUGGCUCCAGAGGAAGACGCUGGAGGGAAGGCCCUAGAGGGCAGUUUCUGGGAGGCUGGCAACUACAGGUGGACGGUGCAGCGGGUGGAGGAUGGGCAUCGGUUGUGCGGGGACCUGAUCAGCUGCUUCCAGGAGCGUGCCCGCAUCGAGAAGACCUAUGCCCAGCAGCUGGCUGAAUGGGCCCGCAAGUGGAGAGGCGUUGUGGAGAAAGGCCCCCAGUAUGGCACGCUGGAGAAGGCCUGGCACGCCUUCUUCACAGCAGCUGAGCGACUGAGCACGCUGCACCUGGAGGUGCGGGAGAAGCUGCAGGGGCAGGACAGUGAGCGUGUGCGCACCUGGCAGCGGGGAGCCUUCCACAGACCUGUGCUGGGUGGCUUCCGGGAGAGCCGGGCUGCUGAGGAAGGCUUCCGCAAGGCCCAGAAGCCCUGGCUAAAGAGGCUGAAGGAGGUUGAGGCUUCCAAGAAGAGCUACCACACAACCCGGAAGGAGGAGAAGACAGCUCAGACUCGGGAGAGUCACGCGAAAGCAGACAGUGCAGUCUCCCAGGAGCAGCUGCGUAAGCUGCAAGAGCGGAUGGAGCGCUGCACCAAGGAGGCCGAGAAGAUGAAAACCCAGUAUGAGCAGAUGCUGGCAGAGCUGCAUCGCUACACCCCACGCUACAUGGAGGACAUGGAGCAGGCCUUCGAGACCUGCCAGGCCACUGAACGCCAGCGUCUUCUCUUCUUCAAGGAUAUGCUGCUCACUUUACAUCAGCACCUUGACCUCUCCAGCAAUGAGAAGUUCCUUGAACUCCACCGAGACUUGCAUCAGGCCAUUGAGGCAGCCAGUGAUGAAGAGGACCUGCGCUGGUGGCGUGGCACCCAUGGGCCAGGCAUGGCCAUGAACUGGCCACAGUUCGAGGAGUGGUCCUUGGACAUACAGAGGACAAUCAGCCAGAAGGAGAAGGGUGGCUGGGACCCUGAUGAGGUUACUCUGACCAGCAUCGUGCCCACAAGAGAUGGCGCUGCACCUCCACCCCAGCCCGUGGGGUCCCCAGGCAGUGGGCAGGGUGAGGAGUGGUCGGAUGAGGAGAGUCCCUGGAAGGCUACCAGUGGGGUACGGGUGCGGGCACUCUACGACUAUGCUGGCCAGGAAGCCGAUGAGCUGAGCUUCCGAGCAGGGGAGGAGCUGCUGAAGAUGAGUGAUGAGGAUGAGCAGGGCUGGUGCCAAGGCCAGUUGCAGAGUGGCCAAAUUGGCCUGUACCCUGCCAAUUACGUGGAGUGUGUGGGGGCCUGACAUAAUCUGACACCCCUUCUGCAACGUUUCUUCAUCCUGAGUCAGAGCCCAGCUUCUCCUGGACAGCUGGACCUGAAGGCCC
Molecule: messenger RNA, 1581 nt
Organism: Manis javanica (Malayan pangolin)
Lineage: Eukaryota; Metazoa; Chordata; Mammalia; Pholidota; Manidae
Gene: PACSIN3
Product: protein kinase C and casein kinase substrate in neurons 3
Biological process (GO): cytoskeleton organization; regulation of endocytosis; plasma membrane tubulation
Cellular component (GO): endosome; plasma membrane; cytoplasm
Molecular function (GO): protein binding; phospholipid binding
Source: RefSeq, a predicted model, not a curated record